CAGCAAACUUGCAUAGAUAAUUACAUUGACAUAAAAUCUCUAGAAAAUAUGUAAGUUCAUCACAUAGAGAAGCUUUUAUCAUCUUAUCCACUUGGUAUAUUAAUUAAAUUUGAGACAAGUCUUAAGUUAUGGCAAAAAACACUUCGUCAAAACUCUAAUAGUUUUACCAAAAGCCACUCAUGUGAUACAUCAACAAUAUCUAUUCCUCAGUUUAGUACAUCAUUUUGUCUUGAAACAGUACUUGAAAAAAAUAGUCAAUGUGAUUAUGAAAUUGAUUAUUAUGAUCAAAAUAAUUGUUUGAAUGAUUCAUGUAGAUCAUUAAUCGUAAAUGCCAUUAUUAAUCAUAUAAUAAAAGAAAAAACAUCCAUGUCUAUAACUUUGGAAAAUUGUAUAGGAGAAAUCAUUGUUGCUAAGUUCCCUACUGAAAUAAAAGAUAUAUACUUCAUUAAGGACUCAAUUAAUAGAACACCUAAAGGAAAAAUAUAUUCAAAAUAUUUUAAUACCAUCAAACAGCUAAAAAACCAUGGACUACUUAAAAAAACAAAAUACUCUAAAGAAAUCAAUUUACCUACGAGCCGAUCAUCAUCGUCAUUUGAUGGCAUAACAGAAAUUGAAGAUGUCAGUUCAUUGAUUUCACAACUGCAUCAUGAAGUUCUUACAUGGCCUGAUAUAGAGAAUAUAUGCACUUUAAAGAACCUAUGGGAUAUAGACUUGUAA
Sipha flava (yellow sugarcane aphid) is the source of this 717-nucleotide messenger RNA. RefSeq lists its product as uncharacterized. The coding region runs from base 367 to 717 and encodes 116 amino acids. Lineage: Eukaryota; Metazoa; Arthropoda; Insecta; Hemiptera; Aphididae. The transcript has 5 exons. The record is from RefSeq and is a predicted model, not a curated record.